AUGCUUGCCGAAAAUGAUGAAGUCGGACCUGCUGAACCGGGCGACGCCGAUUCUGAUAACCCCGAGGUUGCUGAACAAAUUUACUUGUUCAUUCUUGUAUUUCAGAGCGAUGAUGAAGAUCAAAGCGACAAACCGUGUGAUCAAUCUUUGAGAGGCUCUCUAACGUCGUUAGAGGUGCUUUUUUCAUCAAAUCGGGAUUUUUUGGUAUUCACAGUGUCCGGGUUCAUAACUUGAAUUUUCGUGAUGAGAGAGUUUCUGAAAAUUUUUUAUUCGAAGAUGUCUUAUCAAUCAUUAAAUUUAUAGGACGACCAGAAAACAGUGACAAAAAAGUUGCGAACUCAAUACCCAACUGUCAGAGAAAGAGCAUGGGUAAGAACUGUUUGAAAGAAAAAAAAAACCAUUGGAUUGGGAUUUAGAGUGUCUCUUUCCCGAGAAAAUGGGACAAAGGAAAUGGUUCUUCGGUUCUCUCGGUGACGUCACACGGCCUACGAUUGUCUUAUCACGAAGGUAAGUUUAUUGAAACUUCUUAACGUCUUUAGGAUUGUCACUUGUUCCCUUUUUCGAAACUCAAAAAUACAGUUUCAAUUUUUUAACUUGACCACAGAAAGAAAAUUUUUUUGCCGUUUCUGCAAUAUUUUUCUUCGAAGAUAGCUUAGAUGAGUCUAGGAGAGCUCCCAGCUCAGGAACUCGAGAAUGGUUGGGGGACCCUGAGAGGGUCCUUUUAAGGACCAUUCACAUGCAAAAAAAUAACCCUUUUGAAUAAAAAUUUAACGACCCCUAUAGGGAGCCCUUUGAAGACCUCUUUACCAACCCUCUAAAGCUUGCAGAAGUGGUUCCUAUAGGGGUUUAGGUUAGUGGUUCUUAUAAUGAAAAUACUAGUCGACAAUUUUCAUGAACUCUAUGCGAAAAACUAAACAAUGGAUCUUUUUAGAAUAAAAUUUAUAGCCCCCUCUAGGGACCACCUUGGCUUUACCCCUAUAGGUACCACUCUAAAAUUCGUAAAAGAGGUUCACCGGGGUUUAUGUAUCGACCAUUAUCAUUCAAAAGAUGAGUCUUUAGGGACGGAAACGGCUCGUGACAAGAAAGAUUCGGCGUCGAUAAAGACGGACAGUCCGAUUCCGACGACCUGCGGCAUCUACUAUUUCGAGAUAACAGUUGUGAAGGCCGACAAGGGCCAAUUAGGCAUCGGGCUGACCAAGAAAGACGGUCCGACCAACAGGAUGCCUGGUGAGUGCGACGGGAUGCGAGGGAUGAGGGGGAUGUCCGCAGGCUGGGACCGCAAUUCCUUUGGCUACCACGGGGACGACGGCCACUUCUUUUCCUCCUCUGGCAACGGCGUUGAGUACGGACCUUCGUUCGGCACUGGCGACGUCGUCGGCUGCGGCCUCAAUUCUCACGCUCGCAGUGUUUUCUUCACCAAAAACGGAAAGAACCUCGGUUUGUUCCUUUCGUCUAACUAAAAAAGGAAACCUUAGGAACUUUAAAAGAUUCUGAAAGUUUCUAAGUCAAGUCUUUUUCUAGAGUUAAAUCUCCUAUAAAAAAACAAAUUCCAUUAUUGUUUCUCAUUUUUUCGAGGUUAAAUAUCAUUAAAACGUAGCAUAUAAACUUUUAUUCUUCGAUAUUUGAUAAAAAAAGUGAAAAAUAAACAUUUAUAGUUCAUUUUUCGUGUUGUUUUCUUCGAUUUAAUGAGAAGAAAAGAAUCGAAUUUAACUGAAAUCUUCUUUUCUAAGUUUUUUUUUUCAAAUUUUUCACGGAGCUCAAAUAAAAGCCAAAAAGUUUGACUUUUUCUAUUUGUAAUGUUUUCGAUUAUAGUGUGUUUUUUGAAGGAAUCGCAACCGUAUGCUCGAAAAAUGUGAGCGGAUUUUUUCCAACUGUGGGCCUUCAAAUGCCUGACGUCAUAAUCGAAGCCAACUUCGGACACAAAGAGUUCGCCUACGACAUUGAUAGUCAUCGAAAAGUAACCGGAAAUGUUGGUUUCCCAACUUCACAAAUUUUUCUUGAAGAUAUCGCAACAGCAAAAUAUCGAGGUGAUCGAACGUGUGCCUCUUCCGGACGAUAUGAAGAACUGGAUCGACGGGUUUUUUCCAUCCCCGAAAAAUAGCAUCAAUUUGUUCUCUCAGCACUAUUUCUUCCUUUUUGUCCUACGAGGGAGGCGUGAAGACGUUGAAACUGUUCAAUGAGACCGUGGCUGCGACGUACGACGAGAAGCUGAACAGUAUAUACAUUCGGACCAGUCAGUUUUGUUUUUCGACCAGUUUUCCUAAAGUCGUUGAGAAAACGUUUUUCUCGAAAAACAUGACCAAAACUUAGUAACUCCAGGGUGGUCACUAUAGGGGCAGCCUUAGGGCCUUUGAAGAGUCCCUCUAGGGACCAUUUUACCAACCCCUAUAGGGGCCACUAGAGCUUGCGAAAGUGUUCCCUGUAGGGGUUUUAGUUAGUGGCUCCUAUAGCCCUUAUAUACGCCUUUAAUUUACAUUAUAGGGAUCACUUUGUCGGUCCUUAUAGGGGCUGUUUUUCCCCCUAACUUCUAAAGCCUAUAGGAACCAUUCAAGUUUUAGGGGUUAAGCGGUCAGAACUUAAAAACUUCUAUAAGGACCACCUGGAGUUUACUCCUCCAGGGGCCAAUUUUUAGAUCCCUAUAGAGGCCACCUUGAUCUUACCCCUAUAGGGACUACUUUAUCUGUUUUUGUGAGAUCCCUAUAGGGACCACUCCAAAAGUUUCCCAGUUUCAUUUUCAGAAAUUCACAAAUACAUCGAAAGAGGGUCGAAAUAUGAGAAAAUAAACGCUCUGAUUCGACAAUAUUUUCCGAAUCUCCGUAAACAGGAUGACAAUGUUCGCCUUCUGCUGUUUUGCUAUCGCUUUGCAGAAACCGCUGCCGAGUUGGCCAGGGUUGGUUUUUUUUUUUUCUCAUGCUGUAUUAUUACUUUUUUCUAAAGAUUCAACGGUCGCAUACGAAGCCAAAACGAGAGAGGAAAGGGAAACUGGUCAAGAACGGUUUCGUCAAAAACGGAAUCUCCAACGAGAAAACCAAGGAUUCGAAUACCAACGGAAAGCAAAUUGAGAAACAAAAUGAAGAGGCUGUCGGUAGCGAGAAAAAUGGCUCCGAAAUAUCUUCGAUCAACGGAUCCAAUCAAAAAGAAAAGGAUAAUGGAAAUGAGAGCGCGACGACGCCUACUAUAACCCCUGCGGAACCUGAAAAACCAAGGAAAAAUAAGACGAGAAAGAUGCUCAAACUGCUAGGAAGAGAAGACGAGCUUAAACGGUUGGAUGAAGAAGCAAGACGUGAGACUUGAAUUUCAUGACAUUUGUUCAGAAAAAAAACUGAUCAAGUAUAAUGAUUCCAUUUGUGGUAUUUUUGUUUCUUUUGUAAAGCGCAAAGAGAUCUCUGUAGGGGCGACCUUAGGAUUCUUGGAGGGUCUCCUCUAGGGAUCACUUUACCAACCCCUAUAGUGGCCACUUUAGCAAAAGGGGUCCAUGUGGGGGUUUUAGUUAGUGGCCCCUGUAGAGGCAUGAUAGUCGCUAAGCGAAGAAGCAUUUCCAUAAGAGAAACUGAACUAUUGGACGUUUUUUGAAUGAAAUUGGAAGAACCCUAUAGGGUUCACUUGAGCUUUGGGGGUAAGGGGUCUGACCCUUUUCUAAGGACAACCUUAACUUUACCUCUCUAGGGACCACUUUCCCGUUCCUUAAAGGGUUCUUUUCUUACCUAACCUCUAUAGGGACCACUCUGGUGUUUCAAGAAAACAUGAAACUUCCGAAAAUUGGUCAAAAUUCAGCCGAUUUCAGCACUCAAAUGCAUCAAAGCAAAAACUUUGUAUAAGAAAAGAUCUCCCUUAUACUUUCCUUUGCGUGAAAAUCUACAAUUUACUGAAGCUUUCAGUAUUUUUUUUUUUAAGAAGCGGCUCUUUUCGAUCCGAGUGCAUUUGUGGCGCCUUCCUGCGCUCCGUCGACCAGCAAGGUCAGCGAGAUCGACGAGGUCAAGAAGAGCCUUGUCAGCAAUCCCCACAAACGCGGAAGGUCCAAAGAAGGUUUUUUAUUCGUUUCACUUGAACGAAAGUAUUCGUUGGCUGCAGAGACUUUCCGCAGAGACAAGUUGGACGCUUCGCCGGCCCGAAAAUCGCCCGCGGUCACUCGGCGUCACGCAGAAAAGUUGGUUUUUUUUAAACCAGAUAAGUGAAAAUCUUGUACUUAUUCAGGCUACCUUUUGACUCCUUUUUAAUGAAGGACAUAUUUUUUUGUUAUGAAAGUCUUAAAGAAUCAGAAUCUAUAAAUAAGCUGAAAAUAUUUUGUGCGGACCCUCUAUUUUCAAGUAAUUCUUUUGGCACAACUCACUCCUACAGGAGCCAUUAUAGCAUUCAAAAGGGGCCCCCAUAGGGGACAUGCUUGUCGAUAGUUUUGAUGAAAUUUCCAUGCGAAAAACUAAACAAAUAACCUUUUUUGAAUAAAAAUUGGAAGACCCCUAUAGGGACGACUUAAUCUUUAGGGGCUAAGAGGUCAGACCCUAAACCCCUAUAGGGACCACUUUUUCGGUCACUAUAGGGUUUAUCACGAAAACUCCGAAGCAAUUUUUGAAUAAAUUUAUGUAGCCAAUUAGAUUUUGUUCAACGCCAUUCUAAUUGUGAUACUGAAAAUUUGAAAAUGUAGUUUUGAUGGUUUCUGUAGUUGUUUUUCACUGUCGAUUCCUCCAAAGUCCACUCCAUUCAGGUGCAAGAACACUGGCACAGGGACGCCGAGCAAAAACGGCCGAUCGCCGAAAAAAACUUUUCGAUCAGGACAAGAAUCAGCCACUGGGGCUGUCCAAGACGGAGGUCUGCAAAAGCUUUAUUUCUUAAAAAUGUCGGGAGAAUUGUUUAAAAAUCACUGUCAGUGAUGUUUUCCACAGAAAUUUUUGUACAAACUAAGCAAUAUUUGCUUUUUUGGUUCAUUUCAAAAUGAGAGAAAUUAUUCUAUUGAAUCUUUUCGAAAUCAAGAAUCUAGUAUCGUUUUGAUAUCGCACAGUUUGUUAAAAAAUAGAUCGAAGAAAAAUUUUCAGUGACCCCUUCCAACGGAACCAAAAGAGAAAUCGAAGAAAAGCACCCAUUUGACGCCUCCAGAAGAUUUUGACGCUGACGCGUUUCGGUAUCCAAAGCUCUUUGAAUUUAUUCAAAAAAAGUUUUGCAGGGAGCGUAUGACUGAACUCAUCAGCUUCGGCGGCACGAUCUUCAGAUUCGCCUCCCAAAUCACUGGCCUGAAGGAUGAAACUCGAGAAAUCGUAGAGGUUGGCUUCAACUUUCACCUUUAGAAACUCAACUGUGGGCUCUAACAAAAUCUUGGCAUUUUUCAGAUCUCCCUGUGCUCCCUGGCCCAGCUCCGACCGCCCAAGAAAGUUCUGAACGUCGAACAGAGGCAAUACAUCGCGAAAUGUGUCAGCGCCGCUAUCCAUGGUUUCCCUGACGUCUCAGACCUAAUUAUGACCCUCAAACGUGUAGAAAUGUACGGAAGGGCGCCUCAUUCUCAGCUCACCGGACUGUUCCUUGGUUGGCGUGGACUUCGAGAUCGUAUGGGAGUUUAUCGCGUUCCUGCCGCCGCCUUCACUGGAAUCCGCACUAUGGUCCGUUUAAUAGUAAUCAUGAUUUAUUUCAUUCACAAAAAUAUCAUCAGUGACAAAUCAGGACUUUUUUAGACUUUUAAAAACGAACAGUCCUUUUGAAAACAAAAAGUGAAUCUUGAAAAAGAAUUGAGGCACUCUAACAAAAAUGAGGAUGAAACCCGCAGUGAACCCCGAAAAAGUGAAUUUUUCGUUAAUUUUACCCGGAGGUGCACCUAAAUGGCGUGCACCCCUGGGGCAACCGCGCGGAAAUGAAAAGCUGUUUUUGAGCUACCGUAACAGCUCAGGAUGAAACAGUAUAAAAUGGUGAUAUUGGGAAACAAACCACUUGAAAGUCGUGUACGGAAUAAGUACCUUAAUAGGCAUUUAAAACUAAGCGGGGUACACCUCUGGUUACUCUGCGGGGUGCACCGUUGGUUCGAGGCAGGGUGCACCGCAACUUUUGUUAGAGUAUUUCAGAAAUUAUGCUUUGAUCGUUCCUUGCUUUUCAUUAUAUUAUAAUUCAUGACUGCUAUCUUUUAUAAAAAUUUAAUAGCAACGUUUCCGUUCACAUAGAAAGUGAAUAGUUAUCGAUCUUAAACUCCGAUGACCUUCACUUAUUUCCACCCCCAAUGGAGCGAAUUAUUGAGUUAAGGUACCAAAACCUUUUCAUUUAAAGAUUGAAAAAAAAUUUUGAAUGGAAAAAUUGUGUUUUCCGAUGAACACGGCAUGAAAUUUAUGUAUAGAAACGGUCAAAACGAACUUCAUUGCAGUUAAAAAUGGAGCUCCCCCCUGAGGAAAAAGAAAAAGUCGACACCGUCGAGCCGACGAACGACACGAACGGCGUCGCGAUGCAAGAAUAA
Caenorhabditis auriculariae is the source of this 6427-nucleotide messenger RNA. The record is from the annotation of a GenBank genome assembly. Lineage: Eukaryota; Metazoa; Nematoda; Chromadorea; Rhabditida; Rhabditidae.